This is a messenger RNA of Funneliformis mosseae, 3594 nucleotides long. Lineage: Eukaryota; Fungi; Glomeromycota; Glomeromycetes; Glomerales; Glomeraceae. The record is from the annotation of a GenBank genome assembly.
AUGAGUUUAGCCAAUACAAAAGCCACAAAAUCAAGACCUCUUAUCAAUAACCCGAUAUUCCCUUGGUCUCAGAUAAAAUUAUUGCCAAAUGAUAAUAAUUUUUUUCCAAGAUAUGGUCAUUCUUCUUGUCCAAAUGCGAUUAAAAAUGAAUUAUAUUUCUUUGGUGGAAUAUCAAAUGAAAAAUUUAAUAAUGAUGUAUUCUUAUUAAAAACUAAGACUUGUAAUAUUCAAGCUAUCAAAACUACUGGUAACAUCCCAUCACCUCGUAUUGGUCAUACGCAUGUACGAGUGGGAUCAAAUUUAAUAGUCUUUGGAGGAAAACUUGAAAACAUUGAAGAUAAACCAGAUUACAAUUUAUAUGUUCUAAAUAAAGAGACAAAAAAAUGGACAAAACCAUCUAUAAAGGGUGUUACGCCUCUUGGAAGGUUUGGUCAUACAGUCGUAUUAAUAGGUUCUAUAAUGUAUAUAUUUGGAGGUUGUAUAGACGAUUAUUAUUUAAAUGACUUGGUCGCAUUUGACACAAAAUAUCUUGAUAAUAACGAAGCUCAUUGGGAAUUUAUUGAUCCAGCAAAUGAACCUCCACCUGGAAGGACAGGGCACAUCUCUUGUGCAUAUAAAGGAAAAAUUUACAUAUUUGGUGGAACAGAUGGUGAAAAAUGUUAUAAUGACACUUGGUGUUACGAUAUAAAUACAAGGGAAUGGACAGAGAUAACUUGUAACAAUGUUAUUCCCGUUCCACGUGAAAGUCAUGGGUCAGCUUUAGUUAACGAUGUUUUAUUUAUUUUCGGUGGAAGAACAAAAGAAGGAAAAGAAUUGUCUGAUUUAGCAGCUUAUGGAAUUAAUAGUAUGUAUUUAAUGGGUCCUUCACCCACUCCUAGAUAUUGGUUAACCUUAUCUUCUUCAAACCACAAGGUGAUGAUAUUUGGAGGAGAUUCCGCGAACCCGUCUAAGCCAGAUAAAGAAGGACUUAUUCACGUUUUGGAUACCUCAAAGAUAAAGUAUCCAAUCGGAUCAUACCCUCAAAAUUCUUCACAAUCUCAAUCAGCUCCUUCCCGUUUACAAAUAGUUUUAUCUUCAUUUCCUCAAAAGAAAUCACUUCCAAAGUUACGAUCGCAAUCAUCAAAAAAAGGAAAAGAAAUUGUUACCGAAAUUAAUAAUAAUAAAAAAAUCGAAUUAAAAGCAAGAAAUCCUGAUAUAAAGUCUUCGUCAAGACCAUCAUCGUCAUCAUCUUUUUGUAAUAUUAAUGUUGCAACAAUAUCAACACGUGAACAUUUAACGAGAACUGGUGGAAUUAAACGUCAAUUAAAAAAUCCUUUAGAGAAGAGGGAUGAUGAUAAUAAUAAUAAUUCUAGACCUUCUUUGAUAAUUGAUUCAAAAAAAUUAUCAGUUACGAAUGAAAAAAAAAAAAUACAAAAGGCUUCGCCUCAAAAAGAAGUAAAAAAUAAUUAUAAGAACACAGCGGACAUUUCAUCAAGAAAACAAUCACAACGAACUAAAUAUUUUGAAAACAAUAAAAUUAACGAAUCACCUAAGGGUGGGUUGAAUAGACAAAAUAGUGAUCGUUCCUCCAUAAAUCCAAGUCCUAAACCAAAAGGUGCAAGAAUGUUAAGAGAGGAGAAAAAUCAAAGAAAAUUAAGGAAUUUCGAAAAUCCCGAAACUUCUAGUAUCAAUUCCUCUAAAGAUUCUUCAAUCCCUAUUAAGGGCGCGUCUUCAGUUAAUUUAAAAGAAGAAAUUCCCGACGAUCCUUCACCGACAAUUCAAAUUACGUCAUCCAAAGACGUUUAUUUCCAAGAAAGUAGCAAACCACCACCAGUUCGUCCACCAAGGCGUCGUUUAUUUUCAGAUCCGUCAUCGGUUAACGUAAAACAGACGAAACGUGUUACGGUAACUUACAACGAAGAAGACGAUUUGAUAAUAACAACCACCCCUUCCUCUUCAAUAGCGAGUUCAGACGGUGAUCAUUAUCCGACGACACGAUUCUCUUCGUUGGAACGGGAAAAUUUUUUAGAAAGAUUAUCGGAAGCAGAUUUUAAAAUAUCCGAAUUAAGAAAACGCGAAAAGUUAUAUCAAGCUGAAAUCGAUUUGGCGAGAAAAGGCGGGUUCAUACCAACCUUCAGCUUUAAUGAAUCUAAUAAUGAUCUGUUGGAAAAUAUGAUUGAUCUUAAUGAAUUUAUUGACAUUGGAGAACCAGGAACUGAAAAAUUUAAAGUUAUCGAAGCUAUUAUUAAAUUAAGUCACCAAUUACAAAAGGCCAAGGAAGCUAUUUCGAAUCAAGAAAGGAUCGCUUCACAAAAGGUUUUAGAUUUUGAAAGAUUAUACGAUGCGUCACUGGAAGAAACGUCAUAUUUUAAAACCAAAUUCACCGCGUUGAUAAACGAAUACGAAACCGAUAGAUUAACGAAAUCCGCGAAUGAAGUUCAAGAAAUAAAGCAACAAUUAAGCGAAAAAACACAGAUAUUAGAAAAGACAACCAAGGACGUUGAAGAUGCAAAGGAUAAGGUUGAAUUUAUACGAGGAGUUUUUUCAAACAAGAUCAAUCUUGAACCAAAUGUUCAAGGAAAUAUGUCGGCCCGUUUUAGAGAGAUUUCGGCUCGAUGUGAUGAAUUAGAAGCUCUCCAUGAGACGGCACAUGAAGAGUUACGAGCUACUUUAUCAAAAUAUAAUGAAACCGUAAAAAAAACUCAAGGAACGUUAUCCACAAGAAGCAAAUCACCACUUAAUUCAUCAAAAGGAUCGAAAGGGUUCGAAAAAUCGCAACAACAACUUGUAGAUAUAAAAAAUAGAUUAAACCAGGUCGAAUUUGAUUAUCACAUAGCCGUGGAAUACACGACAAAUACAGAACAAAUAUUAAAUAUAAUGAAAGAUGAAUUAAUGCAAAGUAAUUUAGAAAUGGAAACAUUAAAUGAGAAAUUAAUUGACGUGGAAAGUCAUAAUGAAAAAUUAGAAAAUAGGCUCAGAGAAUUACAAGACACGAUGAAUUCUCAUUCCAACGUUAGAAAUUCCAUAUUACAAGAAUACGCAGAUCAACAAUUAGAAGAACAAAGGAAGGAUUUUGAAAGGGAGAGAGAAUCACUUUAUCAACAAAUUCAGGAUUUACAAUCCAAGAUUAACCUUGCAAAAGAAGAGAAGAAUCUAAUGUAUCAAGGUUAUGAAGCUUUAAGGAGAGUUUAUGAAUCUUUGAGGAGACAGAAUGAUUCAUUAAAAAAAUCAAACGAAGCAUUGAAGGAACAAUCUUUGGAAUCAGAAAAGAAAGGUAGACAAUUAAUAAGUGAAUUGCUUAAGAGGGGAACCGAACUGAAACGAGUAGAAGAGAAUUUGAAGCCACCCUUGGAAGAAAUUCAAGAGGAGAUGGAGCAACAUAGAUGGGAACAAGAAAAGGAAUCGUUGAAACGAGAAAUUUCACAAUAUCAGCAAACAAAAGUAGGCCUUGAGAAAAAUAAUACCGAAUUAAAACGAAAUGUAGAUGAAACGGAAGGUAAGAUUGCAAUAUUGUUGGAUCAAAUGGAGAAUGUUGUUGAUUCGUAUAGAGGAAUUGAAGAUAACAUCAGAGAGGGUGGUAGUCCCGCUUUGAUCGGACCUACGUUACGGAAUUAA